Messenger RNA from Epinephelus fuscoguttatus (brown-marbled grouper), 2961 nucleotides. RefSeq names its product linkage group 4 C12orf4 homolog (gene ferry3). The record is from RefSeq and is a predicted model, not a curated record. Gene Ontology annotation, cellular component: cytoplasm. NCBI's taxonomy places the organism in Eukaryota, Metazoa, Chordata, Actinopteri, Perciformes, Serranidae. Bases 101 to 1759 code for a protein of 552 amino acids. The transcript is spliced from 14 exons. Gene Ontology annotation, biological process: regulation of mast cell degranulation.
CCUGAUGCAGUCAGCUGACUGAGCCAAACAGCAGCGUUGUCUGUGCCACAGGAAACACCAUAUUCAUUCAUUCUCAGCAGCAGCAGCAGCAGCAGCAGCCAUGAAGAAGACCAAAGGCAAAGCGAGCAGUGCUGCUGAGAAGGAGUUUGUGUUUGAGUUUAAGGCAGGGAGACACAACUGUGUCCUCAAAGUGCCUCUGAGGUUUCCUGUUCAGGAGAACAUCAGUGACCUCCAUGGACGCCUGAUGCUGCUACACAAAAUACCCUGCUACAUUGAAAAUGAGCUAAAAGCCUCCCUUCUCAACUUUAUUGAGAGUGAGACCAUCCUGGAUUAUGACAGAGAGGCAGAGCUGGCCCUGCAAAGACUCACAGCGGGAGAUGUAGAUGUAAACCAGCUCACAAAUGCGUGGACCAGGUCUUACGUGGAGACUACGCUGGAGCACGCUCGACCCGAAGAACCCAGUUGGGAUGAGGACUUCGCUGGUGUUUACCACGAGCUCAUCCACUCCCCUGCUUCAGACACUCUUCUCAACCUGGAGCACAACUACUUUGUCAGCAUCUCUGAGCUCAUCAGUGAGAGAGACAUGGAGAUCAAGAAGCUGCAGGAGAGGCAAGCAGCUGAGAUGGACAAAGUGAUGCAUGAGCUGGGGAAUACUUUGAGUGACCAGGAUGUAAAUACAGUUGCCUCUCAACACUUUGAUGCUCAGCAGGUGUUGGAGAACAAGUGGGCCAGUGAGCUGAAGCAAGUGACCGGUAUUCAAAAGCACGAGUAUCAGGAGUGGGUCAUCAAACUACACCAGGACCUGCAGAAAUCCACCAACAGCAGCCAAAUUAAUGAGGAGAUUAAGGUGCAGCCCAGCCAGCUGUCGGAGCUGGCAGAUUCUGGAGCCAGGAUGUUUGAGGAGCAGCCUCAGCUGGAGGAGAGUUUCACCAUACACUUAGGAGCACAGCUGAAGACGAUGCACAACCUGCGGCUGGUCCGGGCAGACGUGUUGGACUUCUGUAAGCACCGGCGGCACGGCAGCGGUGGAGCAAAACUAAGGCGGUUGCAGACUGCACUUUCACUCUACUCGUCCUCGCUCUGUGGUCUGGUGUUGCUAGUUGACAACAGGGUCAACUCCUACAGUGGCAUCAAGAGAGACUUUGCAACUGUGGCGAAGGAGUGUACAGACUUCCACUUUCCCUGUCUGGAGGAGCAGCUGGACGAGGUGCAGCAGGUGGUGCUGUAUGCCAGAGCCCAGCGGAGCAGCAAGCAGAAAGAACAGCCUGAGAUUCCGAGGAAUGGAGGGGACGAUAAGAGCAAAAAUGUUGAAAGAAAUCCAUCUAACAUCUUACCAGGUGAGUUUUACAUCUCCCGGCACUCCAACCUGUCAGAGGUCCAUGUUGUCUUCCACCUUUGUGUGGAUGACAAUGUGCGUUCAGGGAAUAUCACGGCCCGGGACCCGGCCAUAAUGGGCUUGAGAAACAUCCUGAAGGUCUGCUGCACACAUGACGUCACCACCGUCACCGUCCCUCUGCUGCUGGUCCACGACAUGUCAGAGGAGAUGACCAUACCUUGGUGUCUUAAGAGAGCCGAACUGGUAUUCAAAUGUGUCAAAGGCUUCAUGAUGGAGAUGGCCUCAUGGGAUGGCGGAAUAUCACGGACAGUCCAGUUUCUAGUGCCGAAGAGUAUCUCAGAGGAGAUGUUCUACCAGUUGAGCAACAUGCUGCCUCAGAUCUUCCGUGUCUCCUCCACCCUAACUCUCACCUCAAAACACUGAAGGAUAGAGAUGCACCACAUCGCAUCCUCAAGGCAUUCAAACUAACAGAGCUCAUUUAUUUUAAUAAUUAUGCAAAAGUUAUAAUUCUUUGUUGUUGUUUUUUCCAGGAACUGAUUAGAGGAGAGGAGAUUUGAUGAAGUAGCACAUAGGCCCCAUUCAUUAAAAAUGGGGUCAACAUAAUGUGGUGGCAUUAAAGCACUUACAGUAGAGGUGCAAAAAGUAUUUUAAAUGAGAGGAGACACUGGUAUGCAGUUGGUGAGCCUUGUUAUUUUUGCACCUUCCAAAGCAACAUGCGAUGUGAAUACGUCUCACUGAAAAAGGACUGGAUUCAGUGGCUCACCAAAGCAGCUGCUGCAAUUAUCAUUUCAAGCCUCCCGGGUGUGGUUCUGGUGACAGAGUUUUAUGACAUCAUGACAUCAGCCGCUGCUGCUGCAAGUAUUCCAGUUUUCCCUCAAAGCUGCGACCUGUAACUCCCCGCACGCACGUUCGAGCUACGGCUUAACGGAGGAUGUAGUGUCGCGUUUGUGAAGUUUUUUUUAACUCGCUGGUACAGAGUGAAAAUGCCACCAACGGAGAAAAUAAUGUAAAUGUGAAAGCAGUUUUGUUUACUAAAGUGAUGAAGCUGGAUGGAAACAGCACGGGCAAUUAGACAUAUGUGACCUAACUGUAUUAGCAGCCAUGCUAAAUGUGACUUUUAUCGUGUUUUCACCACAUGUUAACAUAUAAAUGGAUGUAGUAACAGUAUAUUGAUUAUAAAAAAAACAUCAUAGAGCUCCACUUUAAAUCAAUUUUUGUUAGUUUUGAUGGACAGCAUGAGGCCUGUGGCAACAAUACAUUUCAUCUGUUGGGUGUUCACAAAUUGGUCCUAAUGUAUGAUCACUCAGUUCAACAUUGCAUGAGAUUUAGUGGUCUAAACUGAGAGCUAAUUGGCUUCACAGUUGGGGCCGAUUUAUCCAGAGAGAAGUGACAUAAACUUGGCUCCUCUAGUCCCGAAGACAAAUGACGUUGCUGCUGAGAUGAGCAACUCGGAGGUGUUUUUAUACUGCAUUGCAGUGAGUUGUAGUGAGGAUCACACUUCGUGUGAGUGUGUGUGCACGUGUGUGGUCCCUCCCCUCUACCUCUGUAACAGCAGAUGGCACUGUUCCUAAAGACAAAGAUGUGAAAAGAGUGACUACACAGGUGCUUACACACCUUUUUUUUUU